UACACAGCAGCAGCGAGGGUGCAGGAGGUGUGUUUGUUCCUGGAGUAAUUGUGUACUCACACACACUCUCACACACAUACACAGCAGGCUGAAAUGAUGUGCCGCUUUCUCUCCCCAUUGUGCUCUGUGUAGUUCAGCUUGGAGACCCCCCCCCUACACACCCCCAUCUGGAAAUGAUUCCAAGCCCAGCCAGAAGGGUUUAUGGUUGAAUCCAGUGCUUACGGCUUGCUAUAAUCGUGUCUGUGGCUUGGGAAGUGCGGCUGUGUUUACCCUGACAGGGUUGGCUUUGCGCUGCCACCGGUAACACCAGCCACUUUGGUGCCCCCAGAACUGGAACUGCCUGGAUGAAUUUUGGAAUUUGCAUGAAUUCUACAGAGUCGGAGGUUAGCAUCAUCAUUCAUUUAUUUGUCCAUGGAAUUACAAAGAGCCUCUAGCAUACCAGGGCCAUUGUCCCCAGGAUACACUGCCCAAGUGCCCUACAAUUACAACCAACUGGAGGGAAGGUUUAAACAGUUACAAGAUGAACGUGAAGCUGUGCAGAAGAAGACUUUCACAAAAUGGGUUAAUUCCCACUUGGCCAGGGUGUCGUGCCGCAUUACUGAUCUCUACGCAGACCUUCGAGAUGGGAGGAUGCUUAUCAAACUACUGGAGGUUCUCUCCGGAGAAAGACUCCCCAAACCCACCAAGGGGAGAAUGCGCAUCCACUGCCUGGAAAACGUUGAUAAAGCUCUCCAGUUCCUAAAGGAACAGCGGGUGCAUCUGGAGAACAUGGGCUCCCAUGACAUCGUGGAUGGAAAUCACAGGCUGACCCUUGGUCUUAUUUGGACCAUUAUUCUCCGAUUCCAGAUCCAAGAUAUUAGUGUUGAAACUGAGGACAACAAGGAGAAGAAAUCUGCUAAGGACGCGCUGCUUCUGUGGUGCCAGAUGAAGACAGCUGGCUAUCCUAAUGUGAACAUCCAUAACUUUACAACCAGUUGGAGGGACGGCAUGGCAUUCAAUGCACUUAUUCACAAACACAGGCCUGAUCUAAUUGAUUUUGAUAAGCUGAAGAAAUCAAACGCACACUACAAUCUUCAAAAUGCUUUUAACCUGGCAGAGCAGCACCUUGGCCUUACAAAGCUCCUGGACCCUGAGGAUAUCAGUGUGGACCAUCCUGAUGAAAAGUCCAUCAUUACCUAUGUUGUAACAUACUACCACUACUUCUCUAAAAUGAAGGCUCUUGCUGUGGAAGGCAAACGUAUUGGAAAAGUGCUUGACAACGCAAUCGAAACCGAGAAAAUGAUUGAGAAAUACGAAUCUCUGGCCUCCGAUCUUCUGGAGUGGAUCGAGCAGACCAUCAUCAUCCUGAACAAUCGGAAGUUUGCCAAUUCUUUAAUUGGUGUACAGCAGCAAUUACAGGCAUUCAAUACUUACCGCACUGUGGAGAAACCCCCCAAAUUUACAGAGAAAGGAAAUUUAGAGGUCUUGCUUUUCACUAUCCAGAGUAAAAUGAGGGCGAAUAACCAGAAAGUGUACAUGCCAAGGGAGGGCAAACUCAUCUCAGAUAUUAACAAGGCCUGGGAAAGACUGGAAAAAGCUGAACACGAGAGAGAACUGGCACUGCGCAAUGAGCUCAUCCGACAGGAGAAACUGGAACAACUCGCACGUCGAUUUGAUCGCAAGGCAGCUAUGAGGGAAACCUGGCUAAGCGAAAACCAGCGUUUGGUGUCUCAGGAUAAUUUUGGUUUUGACCUCCCCGCUGUGGAAGCAGCCACAAAAAAGCACGAGGCCAUUGAAACCGACAUUGCUGCCUAUGAAGAGCGCGUUUUGGCUGUGGUGGCGGUCGCUAGGGAACUGGAAGCCGAAAACUACCAUGAUAUCAAACGUAUCACCGCCAGAAAGGAUAAUGUCAUUCGCCUGUGGGAGUAUCUGCUUGAGCUUCUCAAGGCACGACGACUGCGCCUUGAAAUGAACCUCGGCUUACAAAAGGUUUUCCAAGAAAUGCUUUACAUAAUGGACUGGAUGGAUGAAAUGAAGGUGCUGUUAUUGUCUCAAGAUUACGGGAAGCAUCUGCUGGGGGUUGAGGACCUGUUGCAGAAACAUGCCUUGGUGGAGGCUGACAUUGCCAUUCAAGCUGAUAGGGUCAGAGCUGUCAAUGCUUCUGCCCAGAGAUUUGCCACUGGAGGAGAAGGUUAUAAACCAUGUGACCCUCAAGUUAUUCGGGAUCGCGUGGCCCAUAUGGAGUUUUGUUAUCAAGAGUUGUGUCAGCUGGCUGCAGAGAGGCGGGCUCGUCUUGAGGAGUCCAGGCGCCUCUGGAAGUUUUUCUGGGAAAUGGCUGAAGAAGAGGGCUGGAUUCGUGAGAAGGAACAGAUUCUGUCCUCUGAUGACUAUGGAAAGGAUUUGACAAGUGUUGUACGUCUGUAUUGCAAGCACAAAGCAUUUGAGGAUGAGAUGAGUGGUCGAAGUGGACACCUACUUCAGACAAUUAAAGAGGGAGAGGAGAUGAUUGCCGAAGACCAUUUCGGUUCUGAGAAAAUACGAGAGAGAAUUAAGGAUAUUCAAGAGCAGUGGGCAAACCUGGAGCACUUGUCUGCAAUAAGAAAGAAACGUCUGGAAGAUACCACCAGUUCCUAUCAGUUCCAGGCGGAUGCUGAUGACGUUGAUGCAUGGAUGUUAGACAUCCUGAGGAUUGUAUCUAGUAGUGAUGUUGGACACGAUGAGUAUUCUACCCAGUCCUUAGUUAAAAAGCACAAGGAUGUUGCUGAAGAAAUUGCAAAUUACCGAUCAACCAUUGAUGCUCUCCAUGAGCAGGCUGCUGCCCUCCCCGAGGAGCGAUUCAAUUCUACAGAUGUGCAGAACAGAUUGUCUGGAAUAGAAGAGAGAUAUAAGGAAUUGGCUGAGCUGGCUAGGCUUCGAAAACAAGCUCUGCAAGAUGCCCUGACACUCUACAAAAUGUUCAGUGAAGCUGAUGCCUGUGAGCUCUGGAUUGUCGAGAAGGAGCAAUGGCUAAACAACAUGCAAAUCCCUGAAAAACUAGAAGACCUUGAAGUUAUUCAGCACAGAUUUGAAAGCCUGGAGCCAGAAAUGAACAACCAAGCUUCUCGAGUGGCUGUGGUCAACCAAAUUGCUCGCCAGCUUAUCCACAGUGGUCACCCAAGUGAAAAGGAAAUCAAAGCACAGCAGGAUAAACUGAACACCAGGUGGAGUCAGUUUAGAGAGCUGGUUGACAAAACAAAGGAUGCACUCAGUUCAGCACUCAGCAUCCAGAACUAUCAUCUCGAGUGCAAUGAGACAAAGUCCUGGAUUAGAGAAAAGACCAAAGUAAUUGAGUCCACACAAGAGCUCGGCAAUGACCUGGCCGGAGUUAUGGCUCUGCAGAGGAAACUAACUGGUAUGGAACGUGAUCUGGCCGCCAUUGAAGCUAAACUGACUGAUCUACAGAAAGAGGCAGAAAAACUGGAAGCUGAGCAUCCUGACCAAGCUCAGGCUAUCAUGGACAGACUUGCUGAAAUUAACAAUGUGUGGGAAGAAAUGAAAACAACAUUAAAGAAUCGGGAAGAGUCUCUUGGUGAGGCCAGCAAGCUGCAGCAGUUCUUGCGUGACUUAGAUGACUUUCAGUCUUGGCUGUCCAGGACCCAAACCGCUAUCGCAUCCGAGGACAUGCCAAACACGCUAGCAGAGGCUGAAAAGCUUCUCACUCAGCAUGAAAACAUCAAGAAUGAAAUCAACAACUAUGAGGAAGACUACCAGAAGAUGAGGGACAUGGGCGAAAUGGUGACACAGGGGCAAACGGAUGCACAAUACAUGUUCUUGCGGCAGCGCCUUCAGGCUCUUGACACUGGAUGGAAUGAGCUUCACAAGAUGUGGGAGAACAGACAGAGCCUCCUAUCUCAGUCUCACGCUUAUCAGCUUUUCCUAAGAGAUACAAAGCAAGCUGAAGCUUUUCUCAAUAACCAGGAAUAUGUCUUGGCACAUACAGAACUGCCCAAUAACUUGGAAGCUGCAGAGGCGGCUAUAAAGACGCAGGAAGACUUCAUGACUACUAUGGAUGCUAGCGAGGAGAAGAUCAAUGCAGUGGUGGACACUGGAAGAAGGCUGGUCAAUGAUGAAAACAUUAAUUCUGAUAAGAUUGAAGAAAAGGUGGAUUCAAUAGAUAGCAGACACAAGAAAAAUCGUGCAGGAGCAAAUGAUCUAUUAAUGCGCCUGAAAGACAACAGGGAGAUGCAGAAGUUCCUUCAGGACUGUCAAGAGCUGUCCCUGUGGAUUAAUGAGAAGAUGCUCACGGCUCGUGACAUGUCCUACGAUGAGGCCAGGAACCUGCACAGUAAGUGGCUGAAACACCAGGCUUUCAUGGCUGAAUUGGCAUCAAAUAAGGAGUGGCUGGACAAAAUAGAAAAGGAGGGAAAUCAGCUCAUUGCAGAGAAACCAGAAACAGAAGCUAUUGUAAAAGAGAAGAUGAGCGCUCUGCAUGCAAUGUGGGAAGAGCUUGAAUCCACCACCCAGACCAAAGCGCAGCGGCUUUUUGAUGCCAACAAAGCUGAGCUUUUUACCCAGAGCUGUGCCGACCUGGAUAAGUGGCUGCACGGCCUGGAGAGUCAGAUUCAGUCGGAUGAUUAUGGAAAAGAUCUGACCAGCGUGAACAUUCUCUUGAAGAAACAACAGAUGCUGGAGAACCAGAUGGAUGUGCGCAAGAAGGAGGUAGAGGAGCUGCGGAGCCAAGCACAGGCGCUGAGCCAGGAGGGGAAGAGUACGGAUGAAGUGGAUGGCCAACGGCAGGUUGUGGAAGUGAGGUUUAUAGAACUGCUCGCACCCUUGAAUGAAAGGAAAAAGUACCUGCUGGCUUCCAAGGAGAUUCACCAGUUUAACCGGGAUGUGGAAGACGAAAUUCUUUGGGUUGAAGAGAGGAUGCCACUUGCCACAUCCACAGACCACGGGCACAAUCUCCAGACCGUACAGCUGCUGAUGAAGAAAAACCAGACUCUUCAGAAGGAGAUCCAGGGCCACCAGCAUCGUAAUGACGACAUAUUUGAGAGGAGCAAGAUGAUCCUGGACGAUAGCAGCCUUAACGCAGAGGCAAUCACACAAAGGUUGGCAGACCUGCAGGCACUGUGGAGUCUCUUGAUCGAAGAGACAGAAAAGCGGCACAGGAGGCUGGAGGAGUCGCACAGGGCACAGCAGUACUACUUCGAUGGGGCAGAGGCAGAAGCGUGGAUGAGUGAGCAAGAGCUGUAUAUGAUGUCGGAGGAGAAGGCCAAGGAUGAGCAGAGCGCUGUGUCUAUGUUGAAAAAGCACCAGAUUUUGGAGCAAGCGGUGGAGGAUUAUGCCGAGACUGUGCACCAGCUUUCCAAAACCAGCAGGGCAUUGGUGGCAGAAGGUCACCCAGAGAGCGAGCGCAUCAGCAUGCGUCAGUCUCAGGUUGAUAAACUUUAUGCCGGCCUAAAAGAUCUGUCGGAAGAGAGGAGAGGCAAACUGGAUGAGAGGCAACGGCUGUUCCAGCUCAAUCGGGAAGUUGAUGACUUGGAGCAGUGGAUCGCUGAGAGAGAGGUGGUAGCGGGAUCUCACGAGCUUGGCCAAGACUAUGAACAUGUAACGAUGUUACAAGAGCGAUUUAGAGAGUUUGCCCGGGACACCGGCCAUAUUGGACAGGAAAGAGUAGACUCCGUCAACCACAUGGCAGAUGAUCUCAUUAACUCUGGACAUUCUGAUGCAGCCACAAUUGCAGAAUGGAAAGAUGGCCUCAACGAGGCAUGGGCUGACCUUCUGGAGCUCAUUGACACAAGAACACAGAUACUGGCAGCCUCUUUUGAACUGCACAAAUUCUACCACGAUGCUAAGGAGAUCUUUGGCCGCAUACAAGAUAAACACAAGAAGCUCCCAGAGGAGCUGGGCAGAGAUCAGAACACAGUAGAGACGCUACAGAGGAUGCAUACAACGUUUGAACAUGAUAUUCAGGCACUGGGGACACAGGUUAGGCAACUUCAGGAAGAUGCUGCCCGACUGCAGGCUGCUUAUGCCGGAGACAAAGCCGAUGAUAUCCAGAAGCGAGAGAGUGAGGUGCUGGAGGCAUGGAAAGCAUUACUGGAUGCAUGCGAUGGGCGAAGGCUGCGACUGGUCGACACAGGGGACAAGUUCCGCUUCUUCAGCAUGGUGCGUGAUCUCAUGUUGUGGAUGGAAGAUGUGAUCCGUCAGAUCGAGGCCCAAGAGAAGCCAAGGGAUGUUUCCUCAGUAGAAUUACUGAUGAACAAUCACCAGGGCAUCAAGGCAGAGAUCGAUGCCCGCAAUGACAGCUUUACUACAUGUAUUGAGCUUGGGAAGUCUCUCUUGGCAAGAAAGCACUAUGCAUCUGAAGAGAUUAAGGAGAAACUGCUGCAGCUGACUGAGAAGAGAAAAGAAAUGAUUGACAAGUGGGAAGAUCGAUGGGAAUGGCUGCGACUAAUUCUGGAGGUGCACCAGUUUUCCAGAGAUGCAAGCGUUGCAGAAGCCUGGCUGUUUGGACAAGAGCCAUACCUGUCGAGUCGGGAAAUAGGCCAGAGCGUAGACGAAGUGGAAAAACUAAUUAAGAGGCACGAAGCAUUUGAGAAAUCGGCAGCUACUUGGGAUGAAAGGUUUUCUGCUCUGGAAAGGCUCACUACGUUGGAACUGUUGGAAGUUCGACGGUUGCAAGAGGAAGAGGAGAGGAAAAGGAAGCCACCUACUCCCGAACUGAGUCCAAAGCUUUCAGAGGAUGGGUCCCCACAACAAUGGGAUGGAACAAAAGAGGGAGAACAAAUAUCUCAGAAUGGCUUGCCGUCUGACCAAGAGUCGCCACGGAUGGCUGAGAAUGCAGACACCAAUGAACUGGUUAAUGGGUCCACAGAGCAGAGAUCAAGCUCCAAAGAAUCCAGUCCAAUUCCUUCACCGACUGCUGAUCGGAAAUCCAAAUCCGGCAUGCAGCCACAGACUGCCGCUACCCUCCCAGCCAAGACGCAGGAAAUGCCUUCCGCGCAGUUUGAAGGUUUCUUGCACCGCAAACAUGAAUGGGAGGGUCACAACAAGAAAGCUUCAAGCAGAUCUUGGCAUAAUGUGUACUGUGUGAUCAACAACCAGGAAAUGGGAUUUUAUAAGGAUUCCAAAAAUGCUGCAUCUGGUAUUGCGUAUCACAACGAGAUUCCAGCGAAUCUGAAGGAAGCAGUCUGUGAAGUCGCAACUGAUUACAAAAAGAAGAAACAUGUAUUCAAAUUAAAGCUUAACGAUGGCAAUGAGUACCUCUUCCAAGCCAAAGAUGAUGAGGAGAUGAACACAUGGAUUCAGGCCAUUACAAACGCAAUUACGUCGGAUAAAACCGAGGUGUCUCUGAGCACGCAGAGUACCCCAGCAUCCAGCCGUGCCCAGACCCUCCCGGCCAGCGUAACGGUAACCGACAGCCCCGGCAAGCGGGAAAAGGAUAAAGAAAAGGACAAGGAAAAGAGAUUCAGCCUCUUCGGCAAAAAGAAGUGAACAUCUCCCCCCCAAAAAAAUAUCCAAAUAAACCCCCCACUGCACUUCUAUUACAUUUUCAGUGAAACGUCAGCAUGCAAGCUCCGAAACAAUACAUUACUCUGUGCCUAAUGUUCCCAACGUCAUUCAGACCUAUUAUUUAUAAAAUGGUAAGGAAUGUUCCUACACAGCAGGUUUGGGGGGCAUUGGGCAUCUCACCGAUGAGAGGGAGGACCAGAAUGUUUUGUUUAUUUUUUCCUUUUUAUUAUUAACAAAGUCAUUGUAGAAUAAAACCUGAAAAUAUUUAAACAUUUCCUCAAUUUUGUGAGGCUGUCUUGGAAACAACCCACGUUUGGCCACAAGAAUAAAUAUGCAAGGCAGCGGUGCUUUAAUGACCAACGACCCUUCCAUCAAAGACAGAUGUAAAAAGCUUUUCCGAUGCAUCUUCACCUCUAACUCACCUAGUGCCGAAUCGCGACUCCUAGAAACCUGCAUUAAAGCGAUAGCGUAUUCUCUGUGCUGUAACAGAGUGCAGACACCCUGAUUUGGCCAUUGGCACCCAUUAUUAACACAACACUUAGCUUUCCAGCGUCACGUGUGAAAACUACGAAUGUUUUGCGAAGGUUUAACAAGUUUUAAAUACUCUGUAAUUUUCAAAAAAGAAACCUUUUUUUUUGCUGAAAUACACUAUAUUGUACGUUUCUGAUUUAAUUCUAGUACAAACUAUUACAAGGCUAGAUGUAUAAUAAACAUUUCUUUUUCUUUUUUUUUUUAACGCCGUUGGUGCGCCAGAGAUAUCCCCAAUACUUUUUCUGUGCAAAAUGCGCUUGGAAAUGUCUCUGGCACCCCAAGCGUUAAAUCAUCGAUGUUUAAAUGUACAAGUGGAAAUGGCGCAUUUACUGGAAACGAAGUAACGUUACUCGAUUACUCGCUUGUCCGCUGCCGCACUGUGUGUUAUCAUUUUGCUACAUUACUUUGCUCUUUGAUACAUAGUGUGCAUUUCUGUCACUGUAACUAUUGUAAUGAAAAUUGACAUUUUACUGCACAAUCAAAAUGACAUUUAUUAGGAAUGAAUAUCCUCUCGAUGACUGGGCCUGUAGUCAGAGUUGUACUGGAACUGGCUUUCAGUUGUAUGGAACUGUACCUCUAGACUUUACCCUAUCUGUUAAAUAUAUGCUAUGUCAUUAAAUGCUUUUAAAAAUUAA
Molecule: messenger RNA, 8639 nt
Organism: Xenopus tropicalis (tropical clawed frog)
Lineage: Eukaryota; Metazoa; Chordata; Amphibia; Anura; Pipidae
Gene: sptbn1
Product: spectrin, beta, non-erythrocytic 1
Exons: 35
Coding region: 412-7455 (2347 amino acids)
Biological process (GO): protein localization to plasma membrane; actin cytoskeleton organization; central nervous system formation
Cellular component (GO): cortical actin cytoskeleton; cytoskeleton; spectrin
Molecular function (GO): actin filament binding; actin binding; structural constituent of cytoskeleton
Source: RefSeq, a predicted model, not a curated record